Trichoderma atroviride IMI 206040 is the source of this 1533-nucleotide messenger RNA. RefSeq lists its product as uncharacterized. Gene Ontology annotation, cellular component: nucleus. The record is from RefSeq and is a predicted model, not a curated record. Gene Ontology annotation, biological process: regulation of DNA damage checkpoint. NCBI's taxonomy places the organism in Eukaryota, Fungi, Ascomycota, Sordariomycetes, Hypocreales, Hypocreaceae. Gene Ontology annotation, molecular function: DNA binding; protein binding.
AUGGCUCCGAAGAAGGAAAGCGACGGCCUCAGCGCAUUCGAGCGCCGCCGCCUAGAAAACAUUGCUGCGAACAAAGCCCUGCUGUCCGAAAUCUCGGUUACAGCAAAAAACAUUAUACCAGACAAGCCUGUAUCCAAACCAUCUGCACCGCGCAAGAGGACGAGAGCAGAACCUGUGCUUCGAGAGCCUCGACGAGGAACCCGCAUGAGUUCCCGUCUUGCCGGAGUAACGGCAGACGAUGAUGUGCUUAAGAGGAAGCUGGAGGUGGAGUCAGAGCAUCAAGCCGCAGAGAGCAAAGCAAAGAGACUGCGCAGCGGCGAGGAUAUGCAUUUGGGAGACAUUGUUGUUGACGGCCGGAAAUAUACAAGCAGCAUGGAUGACCUAAAGGGCAUCUUUCGCGGAGCGCAGCCCGGCGUGCGAACCUUUUCGGAUUACGAUAUCAAAGAGACUACCGAUGCCAAUCUGAAGGAAUUGCGAUCGCAAAUGAGCGGCUUGAAGCUAUAUGAGCACUGGAUACCCAAUGAUAUUAAAAUCACCCCGCAACGGAUAUACGCACUAAGCUUCCAUCCGACAGAGGAUAAACCCAUUGUAUUUGCCGGAGAUAAAGAAGGCGCCAUGGGAGUGUUCGACGGUUCACAGACGGCACCCGAGGUAGAUGACGAUGAUGAACAUGUGCCGGAUCCCGUUAUAUCAGCUUUCAAAGUUCAUGCUAGGACCAUUACUUCGUUUGCAUUCUCACAAGCAGACGCAAAUUCCAUAUACUCGUCAUCCUACGACUCUUCCAUACGGAAACUUGAUUUGGAAAAAGGCACCUCUAUUCAAGUCUUUGCUCCUGAGAGCAAGUACGAGGAGUUGCCCAUCUCCACAUUGGAGAUUCCUGCGGCAGAACCGAAUAUGCUGUAUUUAUCAACAUUGGAUGGUUCUGUUGGCCGAUACGAUACAAGAGUACCCGACAGCCUAGAAUUAUGGACACUCUCUGAUCAAAAAAUUGGAGGAUUCUCCAUGCACCCCCUACAUCCAUAUCUUUUAGCCACCGCAUCCUUGGAUAGAACCAUGAAGGUAUGGGACUUGAGGAAGAUGAAUGGUAAGGGGGAUAUGAAACAUCCUUCUUUAAUCGGAGAGCACGAAUCACGCCUAUCAGUCUCGCAUGCGUCGUGGAGUGCAGGCGGGCACAUUGCCACUUCGUCGUACGAUGAUACCAUCAAAAUCUACGACUGCUCCGGAGCCUCGAAAUGGAAGCCAGGCCAAAGCAUCGACAUGGUACCCGCGCACACUGUCAAGCAUAACAAUCAGACAGGUAGAUGGGUCACCAUCUUGAAGCCGCAAUGGCAAAAAAAUCCAGAAGACGGAAUUCAGAAAUUAUCUAUUGGUAACAUGAACCGAUUUGUCGAUGUUUACGCUUCAGACGGAAGCCAAUUGGCUCAGCUGGGAGGAGAUGGGAUCUCUGCUGUUCCGGCCGUGGCCCAUUUUCACCCGAGCAAGAACUGGGUAGCUGGAGGCACUGCCAGCGGCAAGCUUUGUUUAUGGCAGUAA